Neurospora tetrasperma FGSC 2508 is the source of this 1167-nucleotide messenger RNA. RefSeq lists its product as uncharacterized. NCBI's taxonomy places the organism in Eukaryota, Fungi, Ascomycota, Sordariomycetes, Sordariales, Sordariaceae. The record is from RefSeq and is a predicted model, not a curated record. The transcript has 2 exons. The coding region runs from base 206 to 1138 and encodes 310 amino acids.
CGAUACCCCAGAGAAAUAAACAGGACGACCUAGGGAGCAUUCCCAAACCUUACUUCAACAGCAUCUUCGACUUCCACACAAACCAAAUCAUAUAACCUACCUUCAUCCCCGAAUACGACCGGCUCCCGCCUACCCCCCCUCCUCGAUCGAGUGAAACCUAGCGGAAGCGAGCAGUCAACCGAAAACACACUUCAUAUCUCAAAUCAUGGGCGCAAAGACGGGCCUCUUUCUCCGGGGCCUGCAGGGCAUCCUCCGCGGCAUCCAGUUCGGCUGUGCCGCCACGGUGUUGGCCCUGACCUCUUACUUCUUGGCCACCAUGGCCAACCAUGGCCUCGACAUUGACGUCCACCUGCGCGCCGUCGAGGGUAUCUCGGGCGGUAUCACCGCAUACACCCUGAUCACCAUCUUGCUACUAUGCUGCAUCCCCGGCCAGCCGUUCUUCUCCUUCAUCAUGAUGGUGGUUGACGUUUGCUGCGCUGGCGCCCUCAUCUACGUCGCUAUCCGCAAUAAGAACGGCGCUAGCACGUGCGACGGCAUCGUCGAUACCCCUUACGGCAAGGGCAACGCCGACACCAACGUUGUCGAUAACGGCCAUGGCGGCUUCACCGUCCUUCCUAGCUUGCACCAUGCUUGCAAGAUGGAGACGGCUUGCUUGGCGGUGUCGAUUAUCGGAUGCGUUGUCUUUAUCCUCUCCCCCUUCAUGGAACUCGUCCUCGUCCGCCAUCGCAAGAAGGAGAAGCGCUAUGGCCCCUCGCCCGCCAACGACUACACCUCCGGCUCUGGUCGCAAACCGGGUUUCUUCGCCAGCCUGCGUGGCAAGGGUAGCGGCCACCCCGACGCCGAUCUGAUGAACAACAAGCUGCCUGAGCACACCAGCCCUUCGGACGUCCGUGAUAGUUACACGACGGAGCAGACCCGUGUGGGCGGUGUCGCCCCUGGGAACACGGGUGCUUACGGUAGCUAUAACCCGUACAACGAGACGUCGGUCGGCCAGCAACAGCACAGCACCACGGCGUAUAGCCCACCUCAUGCUGGUAACAACUAUAACAAGUACGAUAUGAGCUUUGGUCAGCAGCAGCAGGAUAUUGCUAUGGGGCAGUAUCCCAACAAGGGCGAUCAUGUUUAUGACCGGAGAUAAAGGAAGGGUACUGCUUUUUGAGUAAUGAG